UCUGAGCCAAGUUUUCCCCACGUCCCCUCCCAGGAGAACUACGACGAUCCCCACAAGACCCCCGCGUCCCCCGUGGUUCACAUCCGGGGGCUGAUUGACGGCGUGGUGGAGGCCGACCUGGUGGAGGCCCUGCAGGAGUUUGGUCCCAUCAGUUACGUGGUGGUGAUGCCCAAGAAGCGACAGGCCCUGGUGGAGUUUGAGGACAUCCUGGGUGCCUGCAAUGCUGUCAACUACGCGGCCGACAACCAAAUCUACAUCGCCGGGCACCCAGCUUUUGUCAACUACUCCACCAGCCAGAAGAUCUCCCGCCCUGGGGACAGCGACGACUCCCGUGGCGUCAACAACGUUUUGCUCUUCACCAUUCUCAACCCCAUCUACUCCAUCACGACGGAUGUGCUCUACACCAUCUGCAACCCGUGUGGCCCCGUGCAGAGGAUUGUUAUCUUCAGGAAGAACGGCGUCCAGGCCAUGGUGGAGUUUGACUCGGUGCAGAGCGCGCAGCGAGCCAAAGCGUCCCUCAACGGGGCCGACAUCUACUCGGGGUGCUGCACGCUCAAGAUCGAAUACGCCAAGCCCACGCGCCUGAACGUUUUCAAGAACGACCAGGACACCUGGGACUACACCAACCCCAACCUCAGCGGACAAGGAGAUCCAGGAGGCAACCCCAACAAGCGCCAGCGGCAGCCCCCCCUCCUGGGAGACCACCCUGCGGAGUACGGUAGGCCGCUGCGGAGCCUGGGGGGGGGGGGGGGGGGGGGCAUCAGCCCCCCCCCCUCACCCUGCCCUGGGAUCCCCAACCCUGUCCUUGUGCCCCCCUCCCCAGGAGGACCCCACGGCGGAUACCACGGGCAUUACCACGACGAGGGCUACGGCCCCCCGCCGCCCCACUACGAAGGGAGGAGGAUGGGACCCCCGGUCGGGGGGCAUCGCCGGGGGCCCAGCCGUUACGGCCCCCAAUAUGGGCACCCCCCACCCCCACCGCCGCCCCCCGAGUACGGCCCUCACGCCGACAGCCCUGUGCUGAUGGUUUACGGUUUGGAUCAGUCCAAGAUGAACUGCGACCGCGUCUUCAACAUCUUCUGCCUCUACGGGAACGUGGAGAAGGUGAAGUUCAUGAAGAGCAAACCGGGGGCAGCCAUGGUGGAGAUGGCGGAUGGAUACGCCGUGGACAGGGCCAUCACCCACCUCAACAACAACUUCAUGUUCGGGCAGAAGCUGAACGUCUGCGUGUCCAAGCAGCAAGCCAUCAUGCCGGGGCAGUCUUACGGGCUGGAGGACGGCUCCUGCAGCUACAAGGACUUCAGUGGGUCACGCAACAACCGCUUCUCCACCCCUGAGCAGGCGGCCAAGAACCGCAUCCAGCACCCCAGCAACGUGCUGCACUUCUUCAACGCGCCCCUCGAGGUGACGGAGGAGAACUUCUACGAG
Molecule: messenger RNA, 1428 nt
Organism: Lagopus leucura (white-tailed ptarmigan)
Lineage: Eukaryota; Metazoa; Chordata; Aves; Galliformes; Phasianidae
Gene: HNRNPL
Product: heterogeneous nuclear ribonucleoprotein L
Exons: 8
Biological process (GO): mRNA processing; regulation of RNA splicing
Cellular component (GO): nucleus
Molecular function (GO): mRNA binding
Source: RefSeq, a predicted model, not a curated record